AUGGCCGUUGCCGCUGCAGCCACUGCUGCCACCAUGGCUGCUGCGCCCACUUUCCUGUCGGGCGCAGCCGCACCCAGCCGCGUCGCACCUCAGCACAGUAGGGCUGCUGCCAGCAGCCAGCCAUCCAUGGGCGCCCUGAAUUUGUCCAGCUUGGCCGUUGCCGGUGUGGCCACCAGCGCGCUGGUGGUGAACCGAAGCAAGUCCAAGGUUACUCGUAACUUCUUUGGAGGGUCCAGCAGCUAUAGCAGCUUCGACCCGGCAAAGGAGUUGGGUGUGCAAGAACCCAUCGGGUUUUGGGAUCCUCUUGGUCUGAGCGCAGACAAGGAUGAAGCGACCUUCAAGCGCCGCCGUGCCGUCGAGAUCAAGCAUGGCCGAAUUGCCAUGUAUGCAACGAUUGGCUACAUUGUCCCCGAGUACUACAAGUUCCCAGGAUACCUUUCUCCAUCUUUGGGUCUGAAAUUUUCCGACGUGCCCAACGGCCUUGCAGCUUUGUCCAAGCUGCCUGUGCUCGGCGGUGCUCAGAUCAUUGCCUUCGCUGGUUUGAUUGAGACCACUGGAUUCUUCCAGGCAGCUUCCACCACCGAUGGACGUGGCCCUCGUGAGGGUCAGUUCAGCAUGAAGGACUCCACAGAGACUGGUGAGCCAGGCAACUACGGUGUUGGCUUCCCCACCUUCUUGGGUAAGGUCGAGGACCCUGAGGCUCGCAAGUCUAAGCUCGCGGCCGAGUUGGCCAACGGCAGAUUGGCAAUGAUGGCGAUCAUCGGAAUGUUUUUCCAGGAUGGAUUGACUGGCUCCGCUUGGGGAGACUGGAGCUUGUACACUGCCUCUCCUUUGCGUGCUGGCCGCGAGUCCAAGGUUGCUCGUAACUUCUUUGGAGAGUCCAGCAGCUAUAGCAGCUUCGACCCGGCAAAGGAGCUGGGUGUGCAAGAACCCAUCGGGUUUUGGGAUCCUCUUGGUCUGAGCGCAGACAAGGAUGAAGCAACCUUCAAGCGCCGCCGUGCCGUCGAGAUCAAGCAUGGCCGAAUUGCCAUGUAUGCAACGAUUGGCUACAUUGUCCCUGAGUACUACAAGUUCCCAGGAUACCUUUCUCCAUCUUUGGGUCUUAAAUUUUCCGACGUGCCCAACGGCCUUGCAGCUUUGUCCAAGCUGCCUGUGCUCGGCGGUGCUCAGAUCAUUGCCUUCGCUGGUUUGAUUGAGACCACUGGAUUCUUCCAGGCAGCUUCCACCACCGAUGGACGUGGUCCUCGUGAGGGUCAGUUCAGCAUGAAGGAUUCCACAGAGACUGGUGAGCCAGGCAACUACGGCGUUGGCUUCCCCACCUUCUUGGGUAAGGUCGAGGACCCUGAGGCUCGCAAGUCUAAGCUCGCGGCCGAGUUGGCCAACGGCAGAUUGGCAAUGAUGGCGAUCAUCGGAAUGUUUUUCCAGGAUGGAUUGACUGGCUCUGCUUGGGGAGACUGGAGCUUGUACACUGCCUCUCCUUUGCGGGCCGAAGAUGCAGAGGAGCCUCCUAAGCCUCCUCCCUUCGACCCUGCCAAACAGGUGGGCGCCAUGGAACCUUUGGGUUACUUUGACCCUGCGGGAUUCUGCAAGGUGGGUGACAAGGAGGGAUUCCAGAACCUCCGGGCUGCGGAGAUCAAACAUGGACGAGUGGCUAUGAUGGCCGCCCUGGGUGCAGUGGCGCAGCACUACAUCAAAUUCCCCGGUUUCGAGUCAGUGCCUGCCGGUGUGGGUGCGGUGACCACGGCCCCUGGGACCUACGGCUUUGCUGCGCUAUUCCUGCUCUCGGGUGCCAUGGAGUUGGCCGUGUGGACUCAGGACCCCAACAAGGAGGCCGGUGACUUCGGUGAUCCCUUGGGCCUGGGUCAGUACAACGAGGAGUUCCGCAACAAGGAGCUGAACAACGGCCGAUUCGCCAUGUUCGCAGCCAUUGGCAUCAUCUCGGCGGACUUGCUGACCGGUAAGGAUGCCAUCCAGCAGCCCUCCGUUUGCCCCAUUUUCUCGCGCGGGUCCAGCCCAGUCAGCGUCGCCAUCGUCAGUAUCAUGACCAAGGCAUCUAAAACCAUGGCCGUUGCCGCUGCAGCCACUGCUGCCACCAUGGCUGCUGCGCCCACUUUCCUGUCGGGCGCAGCCGCACCCAGCCGCGUCGCACCUCAGCACAGUAGGGCUGCUGCCAGCAGCCAGCCAUCCAUGGGCGCCCUGAAUUUGUCCAGCUUGGCCGUUGCCGGUGUGGCCACCAGCGCGCUGGUGGUGAACCCAAGCAAGUCCAAGGUUGCUCGUAACUUCUUUGGAGAGUCCAGCAGCUAUAGCAGCUUCGACCCGGCAAAGGAGUUGGGUGUGCAAGAACCCAUCGGGUUUUGGGACCCCCUUGGUCUGAGCGCAGACAAGGAUGAAGCAACCUUCAAGCGCCGCCGUGCCGUCGAGAUCAAGCAUGGCCGAAUUGCCAUGUAUGCAACAAUUGGCUACAUUGUCCCCGAGUACUACAAGUUCCCAGGAUACCUUUCUCCAUCUUUGGGUCUUAAAUUUUCCGACGUGCCCAACGGCCUUGCAGCUUUGUCCAAGCUGCCUGUGCUCGGCGGUGCUCAGAUCAUUGCCUUCGCUGGUUUGAUUGAGACCACUGGAUUCUUCCAGGCAGCUUCCACCACCGAUGGACGUGGCCCUCGUGAGGGUCAGUUCAGCAUGAAGGACUCCACAGAGACUGGUGAGCCAGGCAACUACGGUGUUGGCUUCCCCACCUUCUUGGGUAAGGUCGAGGACCCUGAGGCUCGCAAGUCUAAGCUCGCGGCCGAGUUGGCCAACGGCAGAUUGGCAAUGAUGGCGAUCAUCGGAAUGUUUUUCCAGGAUGGAUUGACUGGCUCCGCCUGGGGAGACUGGAGCUUGUACACUGCCUCUCCUUUGCGUGCUGGCCGCGAGUCCAAGGUUGCUCGUAACUUCUUUGGAGAGUCCAGCAGCUAUAGCAGCUUCGACCCGGCAAAGGAGUUGGGCGUGCAAGAACCCAUCGGGUUUUGGGACCCUCUUGGUCUGAGCGCAGACAAGGAUGAAGCAACGUUCAAGCGCCGCCGUGCCGUCGAGAUCAAGCAUGGCCGAAUUGCCAUGUAUGCAACAAUUGGCUACAUUGUCCCCGAGUACUACAAGUUCCCAGGAUACCUUUCUCCAUCUUUGGGUCUUAAAUUUUCCGACGUGCCCAACGGCCUUGCAGCUUUGUCCAAGCUGCCUGUGCUCGGCGGUGCUCAGAUCAUUGCCUUCGCUGGUUUGAUUGAGACCACUGGAUUCUUCCAGGCAGCUUCCACCACCGAUGGACGUGGCCCUCGUGAGGGUCAGUUCAGCAUGAAGGACUCCACAGAGACUGGUGAGCCAGGCAACUACGGUGUUGGCUUCCCCACCUUCUUGGGUAAGGUCGAGGACCCUGAGGCUCGCAAGUCUAAGCUCGCGGCCGAGUUGGCCAACGGCAGAUUGGCAAUGAUGGCGAUCAUCGGAAUGUUUUUCCAGGAUGGAUUGACUGGCUCCGCCUGGGGAGACUGGAGCUUGUACACUGCCUCUCCUUUGCGUGCUGGCCGCGAGUCCAAGGUUGCUCGUAACUUCUUUGGAGAGUCCAGCAGCUAUAGCAGCUUCGACCCGGCAAAGGAGUUGGGCGUGCAAGAACCCAUCGGGUUUUGGGACCCUCUUGGUCUGAGCGCAGACAAGGAUGAAGCAACGUUCAAGCGCCGCCGUGCCGUCGAGAUCAAGCAUGGCCGAAUUGCCAUGUAUGCAACAAUUGGCUACAUUGUCCCUGAGUACUACAAGUUCCCAGGAUACCUUUCUCCAUCUUUGGGUCUUAAAUUUUCCGACGUGCCCAACGGCCUUGCAGCUUUGUCCAAGCUGCCUGUGCUCGGCGGUGCUCAGAUCAUUGCCUUCGCUGGUUUGAUUGAGACCACUGGAUUCUUCCAGGCAGCUUCCACCACCGAUGGACGUGGUCCUCGUGAGGGUCAGUUCAGCAUGAAGGAUUCCACAGAGACUGGUGAGCCAGGCAACUACGGUGUUGGCUUCCCCACCUUCUUGGGUAAGGUCGAGGACCCUGAGGCUCGCAAGUCUAAGCUCGCGGCCGAGUUGGCCAACGGCAGAUUGGCAAUGAUGGCGAUCAUCGGAAUGUUUUUCCAGGAUGGAUUGACUGGCUCCGCCUGGGGAGACUGGAGCUUGUACACUGCCUCUCCUUUGCGGGCAGAAGAUGCAGAGGAGCCUCCUAAGCCUCCUCCCUUCGACCCUGCCAAACAGGUGGGCGCCAUGGAACCUUUGGGUUACUUUGACCCUGCGGGAUUCUGCAAGGUGGGUGACAAGGUGCGGGAUCCGGUGGAAGGUGGAGUUCCGCGGGUGCUAGACAUCAGAAUUGCAGCGGUGGUUGAUACCUAUGAGCUAAUUGAUUAUCAUUGA
Cladocopium goreaui is the source of this 4404-nucleotide messenger RNA. The record is from the annotation of a GenBank genome assembly. Lineage: Eukaryota; Dinophyceae; Suessiales; Symbiodiniaceae.